GAUUAUUUAAUAAUUUCGUAAAACUGGGUGAUCUUAUUUUUAAGUUUUACAAUGAAAACUCAUUGUCAUGUGCGCUAAUAACGUAAUACUAUAUAACCAAUAAAUCGAGAAAAAAAUCUUUUUUGCGCGCGAAUAUCUCGCAGCGUCUACGUGUCUGACUGGUCGUGGUGAUGUUGCUUGCGCGGCGACGCGGUUCCGCCGUUUUUCAGCCCGCUCUUGACCCGCGCGCGGCUCGCCGAUGCGCUGGUCUGGCAACGUCGCGGGCGGCAUAGAUUCCGCUCCGCAACCGCAACCGCAUUUGCCGGGUCGCCAUGAUACCAAAGCCGUGCUGGCCGUACAACGGUUUCUCCGCAGUGACGCGCAAGCUGCUGCCGAGGACGCGACGUGUGACGCGCACGGCUGAGACCGCCUGCGGCUGUUCCGUUGCUCAUCUCGACUGCUUUACGCGUAUAUACCGAUGAAUCGAGAAUCAUCGCUGUGAUAAAAAGAACUGUUGGAUGCUGCGGAUGGAUCAUUGCGCCGAUCGACCUCUGCGUGACCUCUUUGAAAUUCGACUUCUUCAAGAGAGAGAUUUUUUUACCUCUGAAAGAUUAUUCUUUCAUUCAUCCGUGGUAACCUGAAGAGGAUCCAUCUGAACGAAUUUCCUAUUUUCGAUUUCGACGAUCGUGAAAGGAUUUCUAAGUAUAAUCCGAUCGCGGAAGGUGCAAGAUCGAAUAGGGAAGCGAACGGAAGAAGGAAAAUCGAGUGAGAGACCUUGAACAAAGGGAGGAAAUCUUGGAAACUUUAUGAGCAUGUUUGACACGGAGAGAUUUAUCGAGGAGAUCGAGAGACGCCCGGCGAUCUACGAUGUGAAUCGCGGCGAGUACAACGACCGUAAUGCCAAGAUGACUGCGUGGGACGAGGUCUGCCAGGUGAUGGUACCGAAUUGGGCGCGCUUGACGGACGAGGAGAGAAACGUGGAAGAAAAAAAUCUGCGCGGAAAAUGGAGGAAUAUACGAGAUUAUUUUAUGAAAGAACUCAAGCUUCAAAAAUCACAAAAGUCCGGACCUGCCGGACGAAAACGGAAGAAAUAUAUGUAUUUUGAUCGAUUGCUGUUCCUCAUGCCGACAGUGGAAAACAAAAGAAGUACCGUGAUGAUCUCCUGCAAGUCGGAGGAGAGCGAUGGCGAGGUGGACAACCCCGUGAUCGAGGAAUACGAUGCUCUUCCUCAAGGAGGCAACGCUUCCAUAACUGGCAGCAGGGAGUAUCUUCAAGCAGGUACUCCGUCCUACAAGGUGUGUCCGCGUUAUUCGAAGCAACUCUGCGAGACGUCUUUUACACCCUUCGACAACGAGAUACACGACAUCCUCUCCUCGCACAGCAGCCAACGCGUCGCCUUCGAUGAGGAUGAUUACGAUAAAAUGUUUCUCUUAUCGUUGCUGCCGAUUAUCAGACAGGUGCCCGAAGAAAAGAAAUUGGAUGUUAGGAUACAGAUGCAACAAGUCCUUGCUAUGGCGCUCCGAUCCUCCGAUAAUAAGUGAGUCAUCUGACGUGUUUUUUGACGGGGUCCAAGAGAGAAAGGGAGAAGUAAACGAGCGAGCGAAUGGUUUACAAUGAUUAAUUAUGUAUAUCAUUUGUACCCAUCCCGUUUCAAUAUUUUAUAU
Molecule: messenger RNA, 1643 nt
Organism: Nylanderia fulva
Lineage: Eukaryota; Metazoa; Arthropoda; Insecta; Hymenoptera; Formicidae
Biological process (GO): regulation of transcription by RNA polymerase II
Cellular component (GO): transcription regulator complex; nucleus
Molecular function (GO): DNA binding
Source: RefSeq, a predicted model, not a curated record